UACAAACAAGGCUGUGAACAGGAGCAAGGUGAAUACAACUACCCAGCCACCCUCACACCAGGCUACCAAAGCCAAAGGAAGCUUGACCCACUGAAAGACAAGAACUACAGGCAGCACAUCGACCAGGUCAAGUACAGUCCAGUGACGGACACACCUGAGAUUAUUCUGGCGAGGAAAAACGCUCAGCUCGUCAGCAACCUGAAUUACAAAGCAGGCUAUGAAAAGACAAAGCACCAGUACACACUGUCCCAGGAUCUGCCCCAAAUCAAAAACGCCAAAGCCAAUGCUGCUCUGUGCAGCGAUAUUAAAUAUAAGGAGGAGUGGGAGAAGUCCAAAUCUAAGGCCUGUGACAUCGGCAUGGACGACCUGAGCGUCAGAGCGGCCAAAGCGUCCCGAGACCUCGCCAGUGAUAUUAAAUACAAAGAGAGCUACAUGAAGAACAAGGACCAGGCAGUGGGGGUCAACAUGAGCGACUCCAGGACUCUGCACUCACUUCAAGUAGCCAAGAUGAGCAGCGAUAUUGAAUACAAGAAGGGCUCCAAGGAGAACCAGGCCCAGUACACGCUUCCCAUGGACAUGAUCAACCUGAGCCACGCCAAGAAGGCUCAGGCCCUCGCCAGCGACCUGGAGUAUCGCACAAAGCUCCACGAUUACACCGUCAUGCCGGAUGACAUCAAGGUCCAGCAGGCUAAAAAGGCUUAUUCCCUGCAGAGUGAGAACCAGUAUCGCUCAGACCUGAACUGGAUGAAGGGAGUGGGCUGGGAGACUGAAGGAUGUUUGAACAUAACCCAGGCCAAGAAAGCUGGAGAGCAGCUCAGUGAUAAUAAAUAUCGUCAGAAGGCCGACAGCAUCAGGUUCACCCAUGUGGCGGACGACCUCUCCAUCAAACAUGCCAAGAAGAGCCAAGAGCUGCAGAGCGACCUGGCGUACAAAGCAAACACAGAGCAGAUGAUGCACCAGUACACCAUGACAAAGGACGAGCCGCUGUUCAGGCAAGCAAAGGCGAACGCUGACCUUCUCAGUGGGAAAGUGUACAAGAGCAAAUGGGAGAAGCAAAGAGAAAAAGGCUUUGAGCUGCGUCUGGACUCUCUCUCUAUUCUCACCGCCAGGGCCAAGAGGGACCUGGCCAGUGACGUCAAAUACAAGGAGAAAUAUGAGAAGAACAAAGGCAAGGUGAUUGGUAUUAAGUCUGUCAGUGACGACUCUCAGAUGGCCCAUUCUGCUCUGGCCACCAAACUGCAGAGCGGCCGCCACUACAAACAGAACUACGAGGACACGAAGAACCAAUUCAAUGUUUCUCUGGACAUGCUGAACAUCAGCCACGCGAAGAAGGCUCAAGACCUGGCGACCGAGACCAACUACAGGACGUUCCUCCACGAGUACACUACGCUGCCCACUGACAUGAACGUGGCCUGGGCUAAGAAAGCCUACGGACUGCAGAGCGAUAAUCAGUACAGGUCCGAUCUGAACUGGAUGAAGGGCGUUGGCUGGGAGGCCUCGCAGUCUCUGGACGUCCAGCAGGCGAAGAAAGCCGGAGCGCUCGUCAGCGAGAAAAAGUACCGCCAGGACGCGAGCGCUGUGAAGUUCACCAGUGUCGAAAACACCCCAGAGAUGGUCCAAGCCAAACUCAGCAACAAACUGGCCAUUGAUAGGUUGUACAGGGAGAAGGGUGAAAACCUGAAGCACAACUACACCCUCAGUGGAGAGCUGCCUGAGAUGGUGCAGGCCAAACUCAACGCCAUGAACAUCAGUGAGAGCCGCUACAAGGAGUCGUGGACUAAGAUACGUGAUGGCGGCUACAAGCUGCGGCUGGAUGCCAUCCCUUUCCAAUCUGCCAAAAUAUCUGCAGAGAUCCUCAGCGAUCAAAAGUACAAAGAGGAAUUUGAGAGGACUAAAGGGAAGAUGAUCGGGCUGAAGGGGCUGCAGGAUGAUUUGAACAUCUCUCACUCUGUCCAGGCCACCAAGCUGCACAGUGAUAUUAAAUACAAGCAGGAUUCGGCGAAGCAGCUCUCAAAGUUUCAUCUGCCUAUGGACAUGAUAGAGGUGGCCCACGCGAAAAAGGCUCAGUCGCUGGUCAGCGAUCAGGACUACAGACUCACCCUGCAUCAGUACACGUCACUGCCUGACGACAUGAAGGUGCAGGCAGCCAAGAAAGCGUACGCUCUGCAGAGUGAGAAAGUUUACCGCUCUGACCUGAACUACCUGCGCGGUGCAGCGUGGAUCGCCACAGGGGCCCUGCAGAUCGAAGGCUCCAAGAGGGCCACAGACCUCAUCAGUGAUAAAAAGUACCGUCAGCAGCCGUACAACUUCAAGCACACGUCUGUGGCAGACUCUCCAGAUAUCGUCCACGCCAAACUCAGCGGACAGAUCGCAAAUGAACGUUUGUACAAAGAGAAAGGUGUGAACGACCAACACAACUACACUAUGACGUCUGAGAGACCAGAGAUCACCCAGGCCAAGAUCAACGCAGCCAACUUCAGCGAGAUCAAGUACAGAGAGUCCUGGCACACGCUGAGGGCUCAGGGCUACAAACUCACCAUGCAGGACAUCCCCUUCCAGGCUGCCAAGAGCUCCACAGGCAUCGCCAGUGAUUACAUGUACAAACACAACCACGUGCUGGACAAAGGCAAACACAUCGGCAUCAAAAGCGCCCUGGACGACCCACUCCUCCUUCACUGCCGGCAGGCCGGCCGUCUGGCCAGCGACCAGGAGUACCGCAGGGACGCGCUGAUCACCAGUGGUCAGUACCACCUCACCCCCGACAUGAUUCACCUGGUGACGGCUAAGAACGCCCAGUCCUUGGCCAGCGAACAGGACUACAGGACGAGGCUGCACGAGUACACGGUGCUCCCUGAUGACAUGAAGGUCAAAUGGGCCAAGAAGGCGUAUGACCUGCAGAGGCAGAACCAAUACAAGUCAGACCUCAAUUUCAUGAAAGGAGUGGCUUGGGACGGAGUGGGUGCACCUCAGAUGGAGUCGGCCAAGAAAGCUGGAGAUCUUAUAAGUGAUAAGAAGUAUCGUCAGCUGCCUGACAGUCUGAAGUUUACCUCAGUGGCCGACUCUCCUGAUAUCGUCCAUGCCAAGACGAGCUAUCAACAGUGCAGUGAGAGGCUUUACAAAUCAGGGAAGGAUGACGACAUGCACAAAUACACCUUACACUCAGACGAUCCAGACUUUGUGAGAGCCAAGAUGAACGCCCAGCAGAUUAGUGAUAAAGUGUACAAGGCGUCUGGGGAGCAGGUGAAGACGUUGGGCUACGACCUGAGGCUGGAUGCCAUUCCUUUCCAAACUGCCAAGGCCUCCAGAGAAAUCGCCAGUGACUUCCGUUACAAGGAGUCCCAUCACAAAGAGAAGGGCCAGCAGGUGGGGCUGCUCUGCGUGGAGGACGACCCCAAGAUGGUGCAUUCUCUGGCAGCCAGCAAACUCCAGAGCAACCUGGAGUACAAACGCCAGUCCAAGGAGGACCACGGCCACUUCAAGAUCCACGGCGACCAGCCCGAGUUCUUGCUGGCCAAGAAGAGCCAGGCUCAGGCCAGCGACCUCACCUACCGCCGCAAGCUCCACGACUACACCUGUGACCCUGAGCAGCUCAACGUCAAGCACGCCAAGCAGGCCUACAAGCUGCAGAGCGAUGUGAACUACAAAUCAGACCUGAACUGGAUCAGAGGAGCGGGCUGGACCCCUCCCGGCUCCCACAAGGUCGAGCUCGCCCGGCGAGCUGCAGAGCUGGGAUUUGCCGAGGGGGUCAGCACAGAGGAAGCCAUCGCAAAGUAUCAGCACAUGAUGAUGAUGGUGCAUCACCAGCAACAGAUGGAAGAACAGCAUGAGCAUCAGGCAUCAGAGCAGAUGGAGACGAGCGAGGAGAUACAACAGGGCAUCAACAUGGACGCCAUGGAGGUGCUUCACGUCAAGAGGAAGAAGACCAUUCAGGCCGUGCAGAAAAAGUCCUCCACCACCACGACCUCGUUCAAGUCCAUGGAGAAGAAGUCCAGCGCCACCUCGUCAACAGCUCUCCAGAACACAGUGAGGACGGCUCUGUCGUCCAGUAAAGCUGCUGCGAUAGAAGACGCGUAG
Molecule: messenger RNA, 4074 nt
Organism: Paralichthys olivaceus (Japanese flounder)
Lineage: Eukaryota; Metazoa; Chordata; Actinopteri; Pleuronectiformes; Paralichthyidae
Source: RefSeq, a predicted model, not a curated record